UUGUUUUUGUAUAAUUCCCGGUACGAUUUAAUUAUUUUAAUUUGCGUUAUACAUUUCCCUCGCUUUGUUGACAAAAUUUAAAAUACUUGACACUGGCCAAAUGCACGAAUGGUGCCGAGCCAAAAUUAAGAAGAAGAAGAAAAACAAAAAUGGAGGCAACCAUGAAACCUUAUGUUUGUAAAGUCUGUAAAAAAUGUUUUGUAUUUAAAGAGAACUUUAAAACGCACAUGAGAAUGCAUCCUUCUGAAAAACGUUAUGGUUGUGAAGUGUGCGAAAAACGCUUUACACGAAUUGCUGAUUUAAAAACACACAUUAGAAUACAUACUGCGGAAAAACCUUACAUUUGUGAAAUAUGUAGAAAAGGUUUUUCCCAAAUUAGUAGUUUAAAAUCUCAUAUAAGAAUACAUACUGGAGAAAAACCGUACAUUUGUGAAGUGUGUAGAAAAGGUUUUACCCAAAUUCAUCAUUUAAAAUCUCAUCUAAGAAUACACACUGGAGAAAAACCGUACAUUUGUGAAGUGUGUCAGAAGUGCUAUGCACGAAAUUAUAUUUUGGAAAUACACAAAAGAAGACAUACUGCAGAGAAACCUUAUGUUUGUGAAGUUUGUAAAAAACGUUAUGCACAAAAUAGUUCCUUAAGAGCACACAUGAGAGCUCAUACUGGAGAUAAUUCUCAUGUCUGUCAAGAUAAGAUAAAGAAUGAAAAGACUCAAAGAUGGCGACUGGAACUUGCUGCUUUCAAAUACGAUAUUAUAUACAGACCGGGGAAAGAGAACUAUGCCGCUGAUGCACUAUCCCGAAUCGCGGAACAGCAUUUCUUUCUGCUGAAGUACAGGAAUUUUUACAUGUUCGAGGUAUUGCCACUAGUAGAACUACAGCUUAUAACCCUCAAGAACCACUUCCGGAAACAGAAGACCAAAACUUGGAGAUUCCUUCAUCCAAUGAAACGGGACCUGUGUUUAAAAACAAAAAUGCAGGCAACUAUGAAACCUUAUGUUUGUAAAGUCUGUAAAAAAUGUUUUGUAUUUAAAGAGAACUUUAAAACGCACAUGAGAAUGCAUCCUUCUGAAAAACGUCAUGUUUGUGAAGUGUGCGAAAAACGCUUUUCACGAAUGGGUGAUUUAAAAACACACAUUAGAAUACAUACUGCGGAAAAACCAUACAUUUGUGAAGUAUGUAGAAAAGGUUUUGCUCAAAUUGGUCAUUUAAAAUCACAUCUAAGAAUACACACUGGAGAAGAACCUUAUGUUUGUGAUGUGUGUGAAAAAGGCUUUGCCCGAAAUGGUGAUUUAAAAGCACAUAUAAGAACACAUACUGGAGAGAAACCUUAUGUUUGUGAAGUCUGUGAAAAACGUUUUGCACAAAAUAGUUCCUUAAGAACACACAUGAGAGCUCAUACUGGAGAAAAUUCUCAUGUCUGUCAAGAGUGUAGUAAAGGCUUUGCACGCCUAUCUAAUUUGAUAAUUCAUAUGAGAAUACAUACUGGAGAGAAACCUUAUGCUUGUGAUGUGUGUGAAAAAUGCUUUUCACGAAUGGGUAAUUUAAAAAUCCACAUGGCAACACAUACGGCAGAGAAACCUUAUGUUUGUGAUAUGUGUAAAAAAUCUUUUGCACAGAUGAGUUAUUUAAAAAAACAUAUAAGUAAAACUGCACACUGCUGAAAAACUUUUUUUGUGAAGUGUAUAAAAAAUACUGCAAAAUUUCAUUGUUUAAAAAUACAGAUGAUAACACAAAGCAGAAAGAUAUUUCACAAUUUGUGAAUCACAAAUUUGUCCUAAGAACACAUGGUAAUGAAUACACACAGUCGACAAACCUUCUGCUUGUGAAGUAUGUACAAAAGGUUUUACACAUAUCAGUCAUUUAAAAACACAUAUAAAUAUACAUACUAGAGAAAAAGCCUUAUGCAUGGAAAAGGUCUUUCAAGGAUUGAUAAUUUUAAAUCACAUAUGAAAAUACAUAUUUGAGAAAAACAGUAUGCCUGUCUAAAGUGUAACAAAGUAUUUGCACAAAUUGAUAGUUUUAUAAUGUAUCUGAGGAUACAUACCAUAAAAUGCCUGAUCUUUGAAAGAGUGUCUAGGUUAUUAUGUUUUCCUUUGACAUAAAUACAGAAUGUCGUAUACGACUUGUAAAGAAGAAAUGCUGAAGCAGUAAUGCGUUUCGGUUUGAAGGGCAGGGCAGCCUUUGUAACUAUACUGAGACCUUACAACUUAUGUCUCAAGGUGGGUGGCGCAUUUACGUUGUAGAUGUCUGGACGCCAGUAACCUCUUAACACCAGAUGGCCUGUAAGCUCGUCCACCCAUCUAACCAAUAAAAAAUAAAUAAAAAAUUGUUUUAAAGAGAUUUGUGUUUGUAUAGUUUUUACUGCUUACAUGUUUUAUAUUCUUUGAUUUAUCUCAAUAAUUUGUAAAAAUAAAAAAAUCUUUUAUUAAUUUACACUUCUCUACAUAAAUAAUGAUAAAAAUAU
This is a messenger RNA of Bombyx mori (domestic silkworm), 2464 nucleotides long. Its product is annotated as zinc finger protein 271-like. Gene Ontology annotation, biological process: regulation of transcription by RNA polymerase II. Gene Ontology annotation, molecular function: RNA polymerase II cis-regulatory region sequence-specific DNA binding; DNA-binding transcription factor activity, RNA polymerase II-specific. Lineage: Eukaryota; Metazoa; Arthropoda; Insecta; Lepidoptera; Bombycidae. The coding region runs from base 150 to 1661 and encodes 503 amino acids. The transcript has 5 exons. The record is from RefSeq and is a predicted model, not a curated record.